CGGACACGACAGUCGGACAGUCUGGAUUUAUUUGCUCUUUCGUUUGCCCCUAUCGAGUGACGGUGUCGUUUACAUGAGAUAGUCUGGCUCUCCGUUUGCAAAGGGUUAUCCCCAGUAAAUUUACGUUCAAUUCGGGAUAUACGACCGGGAAGGGAUUUCCGGUACCGUGCGCUUCCUGGUGUGGUAAAAGAUUGUGAAACGAACGUCUGUUUUGUGAGGUGGUGGGGACCAUCCGACGACGAAAGGAAGGGCGAAUAGUAGACGAUUAUUUAAGAUUUGAGCCAAUAGCAGCAACAUUUAGCCAUGAACAUACCCAAUCAAUAUCUGGAGAAGACCGAGGAUGUGGCGGAUCAGAUCAUUCGAAAGGGUAAACACGUCCUACCGCACGUGGCGCGGCUCUGCCUGAUAGCGACCUUCCUCGAGGAUGGCAUCCGAAUGUGGGUACAGUGGAACGAACAGCGCGAAUACAUGGACAUGAGCUGGGGCUGCGGGAAAUUCCUGGCCACGAUGUUUGUGCUCAUCAACCUGAUCGGACAGGUCGGUGGCUGCGUGAUGGUGCUGGGCCGGCUAAAGGUCACGAUCGCAUGCGGAAUUCUGUUCUUUAUCGUCGUACUGCAGACCGUCGCCUACUCGAUCCUGUGGGACAUUCAAUUCCUGCUGCGCAAUCUGGCUCUGAUCGGUGCCCUGCUGCUAGUGCUGGCCGAGUCUCGCGGAGAAGCCCGGAGCCUGUUCGCCGGAGUCCCCUCGCUCGGCGAGAACAAACCGAAGAACUUUAUGCAACUGGCCGGACGAGUUCUGCUCGCAUUCAUGUUCAUCACCCUGCUCCGGUUCGAGUUGAGCUUCCUGCAGAUCCUACAGGACAUCCUGGGCUCGAUCCUGAUGGUCCUGGUGACGGUCGGCUACAAGACGAAACUGUCCGCCCUGAUCCUGGUGAUGCUGUUGACGAUCCUCAAUCUUUACCACAACGCCUGGUGGGCCAUUCCGGCCUACAAACCGCUGAGGGACUUUUUGAAGUACGACUUCUUCCAGACGCUGUCCGUGAUCGGUGGACUGCUGAUGAUCGUUUCGCUCGGCCCCGGCGGUGUCUCGAUGGAUGAACACAAGAAGAAAUGGUAAAAUGCGGGCGGUUCUGCAUGGCAAAUAAUUGUUGAUAUUGUUCCGUCAUUGAGAGAGAGAGAAAACGAGAAAGAGAGAGAGAGAGCGUGCGAAACACUUUUUCAUUUGAUAGGAUUUUUUUAUUAUAAAAAGGAUUUUAUUAAAAUUUACCGAUCCAUCA
Messenger RNA from Ochlerotatus camptorhynchus, 1276 nucleotides. RefSeq names its product surfeit locus protein 4 homolog. Gene Ontology annotation, cellular component: membrane; endoplasmic reticulum; endoplasmic reticulum-Golgi intermediate compartment. Gene Ontology annotation, biological process: Golgi organization. The record is from RefSeq and is a predicted model, not a curated record. NCBI's taxonomy places the organism in Eukaryota, Metazoa, Arthropoda, Insecta, Diptera, Culicidae. Bases 304 to 1116 code for a protein of 270 amino acids. The transcript is spliced from 4 exons.